This is a messenger RNA of Emys orbicularis (European pond turtle), 2418 nucleotides long. RefSeq names its product solute carrier family 9 member A4 (gene SLC9A4). The record is from RefSeq and is a predicted model, not a curated record. Gene Ontology annotation, molecular function: potassium:proton antiporter activity; sodium:proton antiporter activity. Gene Ontology annotation, cellular component: plasma membrane. The transcript has 12 exons. Lineage: Eukaryota; Metazoa; Chordata; Testudines; Emydidae. Bases 1 to 2418 code for a protein of 805 amino acids. Gene Ontology annotation, biological process: proton transmembrane transport; potassium ion transmembrane transport; regulation of intracellular pH.
AUGGGCUCUCAGAUAUUUAGGCGUGUUAAUUUUUUGAACCGGUUGCUGUUGCUAUUGUCUCUGGAGUGUCCUUUUGCUGCUACUUAUUUUGAGUUAUCCACCUUGAGCAGUAAUUCAACUCAGUACAAGCCUGACCAUCAUGAUGCUGAGGGCUCUGCUCAGGAUGAGAGACUGAAUGUUUUUACAGUGGAUUAUAACUAUGUGCAAAUUCCCUAUGAAGUUACACUUUGGAUACUUCUUGCAUCUCUUGCAAAAAUAGGUUUCCAUCUCUACCACCGACUGCCAAGCCUCAUGCCGGAAUGCUGCCUUCUGAUAGUUAUCGGGGCACUGGUUGGAGCAAUCAUUUUUGGCACUGAUCACAAAUCCCCACCAGUUAUGACUACCAACAUUUACUUCCUGUAUCUCCUCCCACCCAUUGUCCUUGAGGAGGGGUACUUUAUGCCCACUCGCCCCUUUUUUGAAAAUUUUGUGUCCAUCCUGUGGUGGUCUGUCCUGGGAUCCCUCCUGAAUGCCUUUGGCAUCGGACUCUCUCUCUAUGGGAUCUGCCAGAUCGAAGCCUUUGGUCUCACUGAUGUUAACCUGCUGCAGAACUUACUCUUUGGCAGCCUGAUUUCAGCUGUGGAUCCCGUGGCGGCACUAGCUGUUUUUGAAGAGGCCUCUGUUAAUGAGCAGCUUUACAUGAUGAUAUUUGGAGAGUCUUUGCUAAAUGAUGGAAUUACUGUGGUGUUAUAUAACAUAUUCAUCGCCUUCACCCAGAUGCACCGAUAUGAAGAGAUUGAACCUGUUGAUGUUCUUGCUGGAUUUGCUCGUUUCUUUGUAGUAGGACUAGGCGGAGUGCUGUUUGGCAUCGUGUUUGGAUUUGUUUCGGCAUUCAUGACUCGAUUUACACAGAACAUUUCUGCCAUCGAACCACUGCUUGUCUUCAUGUUCAGCUAUUUGUCAUAUUUGUCUGCUGAAACCCUCUACAUCUCAGGCAUUCUGGCGAUGACGGCAUGUGCAGUGACUAUGAAAAAAUAUGUGGAGGAGAAUGUUUCCCAGAAUUCCUACACAACCAUAAAGUACUUCAUGAAGAUGCUGAGCAGUGUCAGCGAGACCCUGAUUUUCGUGUUCAUGGGAGUGUCCACAGUUGGAAGGAACCACGAGUGGAACUGGGCCUUUGUUUCCUUCACUCUGCUCUUCUGCUUGAUUUGGCGUGUGCUAAGUGUGUUUGCUCUCUUUUAUAUCAGCAACAAGUUUCGGACUUAUCCCUUCACCAUUAAAGACCAGCUCAUUAUUGCCUACAGUGGCCUUCGAGGAGCCAGUAGUUUCUCUCUUGCAUUUUUGCUUCCGAUGUAUCUCUUCCCUAGAAAGAACAUGUUCAUUACGGCUACUCUUGUAGUUAUAUAUUUCACCGUGUUCAUUCAGGGAAUCACAAUUGGUCCACUGGUCAAGUAUCUAGAUGUUAAAAAGACUAACAAGAAAGAGUCCAUCAAUGAAGAGAUUCAUGUACGAAUGAUGGAUCACUUGAAGGCUGCAAUUGAAGAUAUAUGUGGGCAUUGGAGUCACUAUCAACUGAGAGACAAAUUUAAAAAGUUUGACACUAAAUAUCUAAAGAAAAUCCUGAUCCGGGAGAACCAGCCCAAAUCCAGCAUUGUAUCUCUGUACAAGAAACUGGAAAUCAAACAGGCCAUUGAGAUGGCAGAGAGUGGGAUGAUAAGUUCAGCUGCAUCGACAGCUUCUCUCCAGAGCUAUAGAAAUCAAAGAAUGCAUAGGCUUUCCCCUGAAGAGGUGGAGUCCAUGCGGGAUAUGCUGGCACAUAGUCUGUAUCAAGUACGACAAAGGACUCCGUCAUAUAACAGACACAACCUGCCAACAGAAACAAGCGAGAAACAAGCCAAAGAAAUUCUCAUCCAUCGCCAGAACAGCCUGAGGCAGAGUGUCAGGAAAGGAAACAGCUUACCUUGGGGGAAACCGGCUAGCACCAAAAAUGUGCGUUUCCUCUCUUUACCGUAUGGUACUCAUCAUCCAGCUAGACGAAAAGCAAGGCAUGAUGCUUCUACAGGUGAUUACAACAGUGAUUCUGAUUCAAUGGUCUCCAUCAUGUUCAGUCCACAGCUCCGAGCAGGCUCACUUGGAGCAAACCGUCGUCAGCAGGAGAUGGUUCCGAUGGAGCAGUUAGAUAGAAGAGAGAAACUGUCAGAUUUUGCUGGUCAGAGGGGAACCCCAAGCAAGCAGGAUCACACAGCUAGAAUAAGAAGACCGGCUUUAAUGCCAAAGCCCCAGUUUGAUGCAGUAUUUGAAGAAGAAAUACAGGGAUAUGAAUCAGAAGAGGAGGAAGAAGCAGUCGCGGCAUCAAGGCCAUCAGUCAAAUGGGCAGCUGAGAAAAGAAAUGUAAGACAUUUCCACAAAGCCCCAAGCUCCCCAUUCUGGAGAAAAUAG